AGGGGAGGAAAGAACGUUAAGAAAAUCCCCGAUCCCCAUCCAGGCACAUCGAUCAACCUGAUUACGAUCACUUCAAAAUGCCAUCCUAAACCUAACCUACGGCGUGAACUUCUCUUUAUUCCCUUUUCUUCCUAAUUUCUUCUUCGCCCUUCUUUUCCCCUAUAACCCAUCUCUCACCUCUCAUCUCUCACCCCUCAUCCCUCAUCUCUUCUUCGUACAUUCCUUUAACAAUAUUUGUUCAUUAUCACGAUAAGAACAAUGUCUCCCCCGCGCAAUUCUAACAGCAUUGGAAGCUGGCUCUUCUUCCUUGCCACUCUCCUCGGCGCUAUUUUCCCUAUCUACUACAUGCUUGAGAAGAAUCUCGACAAGUUCUACAUCUUUGAUCAUGAGCAUCUCCAUGAUCUUUCCAAGCGCGCUAUCGCCGAGCAUGGCAAUAACACCAAGGCCAUUGUUGACUACAUUGUCACCGAGCUCCAUGGCAUGCACCCUGCCAACGUCAACCUGAACGAGGAGUGGAUGUUCAACAACGCUGGCGGCGCCAUGGGUGCCAUGUACAUUAUCCAUGCCAGCAUCACCGAGUACCUCAUCAUCUUUGGAACGGCCGUUGGCACCGAGGGCCACACCGGUGUCCAUACCGCCGACGACUACUUCAACAUCCUCACUGGCACCCAGCUUGCCUACGUCCCUGGCGAGUACGAGCCCGAGGUCUACCCUGCCGGCUCCGUUCACCACCUCCGCCGUGGCCACGUCAAGCAGUACAAGAUGCCUGAGGGUUGCUUUGCCCUCGAGUACGCCCGCGGCUGGAUCCCUCCCAUGCUCUUCUUCGGCUUCGCCGACACCCUCUCGAGCACUCUCGACUUCGGCACGCUUUGGACCACCGUCCGCGUCACUGCCCGCGAGAUGAUCGGCAACUUGAUCCGUCUCAAGUUCUAAACCCGUUUGUUAUUACGGGGUUUCUUGGUUCGUGGGUGUUUUACGUGGUAAGAGCAAGACUUUUCGGCCAUUCCUAUCUGUCUGGAAAACAGGUCAUUUCCACAAGUCAGUCAUGACAUGGUAUUAUUGGGUGGGAAAAAGGAUAGGAUAAGAAGGUCUAUGGUCUGGUAUAGUACCGUGCUCUUUAUUUCAUAAAGCGAAAAGAAAAGAACCUGCAAGGGACAUAGAGAGAGGCGUAUGCCGUUGUUGGGAGAAUAGAUAGACUACCAACCUAGUAAUGCUAAUGAGGCUCUGACACAAUCCACAC
Messenger RNA from Sodiomyces alkalinus F11, 1240 nucleotides. Its product is annotated as ERG2 and sigma1 receptor-like protein. NCBI's taxonomy places the organism in Eukaryota, Fungi, Ascomycota, Sordariomycetes, Glomerellales, Plectosphaerellaceae. Gene Ontology annotation, cellular component: endoplasmic reticulum. Gene Ontology annotation, biological process: ergosterol biosynthetic process. The record is from RefSeq and is a predicted model, not a curated record. The coding region runs from base 259 to 933 and encodes 224 amino acids. The transcript has 2 exons.